This is a messenger RNA of Fonticula alba, 1252 nucleotides long. RefSeq lists its product as hypothetical. The transcript is spliced from 3 exons. NCBI's taxonomy places the organism in Eukaryota, Rotosphaerida, Fonticulaceae. The record is from RefSeq and is a predicted model, not a curated record. The coding region runs from base 211 to 963 and encodes 250 amino acids.
ACGCACGCACGCACGCACGCACCCAAAUCAACCCGCCUCCCGGGCAUGGGCGGGCUGUGCUUGUGACAGCCGACCGGCCGAGCUUUCAUCCAGAUCGCCCAGGAAACCGCGGAAAAUGCGAUUGUCCUCUUCCCCGGGGCCAAUCGAGCCAUCACGCCCUGUGACAUUGCGCGGCUAUUCCAGCAGCUGCCCUCACUGCCGAGUGCCGUGAUGCUCCAGAAUGAGACCUCCUGCAAUGAGGAGGUCGUCACUGCCGCCGGCGACCGAGGCAUCGCGGUGGUCUACAACCCGAGCCCCUUCCAGCAGGCGGACUUCCUGGCGGUCAUGGGGUGCCUUCGGCCAGGAGCGGUUCUCUUGCUGAAUGAGAUCGAGGCAGGGCAGUGUCUGAGCGCCAUGCGGACCGCCGCUCAGCCCCAGAGUAGCACCGCCCUGGCCCUGGCCCCCCAUUGUGCCCCCGGCAAUGCCGAUCCGACGGGCGCCUUUGCCCGUGCCAACGCCCUGUUGGACCAGCUUGAGCCGCAGAUUGCUCUUCCUGGCAUCUCCCUUGUCCUGACCCUCGGCUCGGCCGGAGCUGUGGCCUCAUUCCCGGCGGGCUCGGCACGGGGCCGGGUGGCCAUCCCGGCUGCUCCCGUGCCCGAGGGAGCCACAAUUGUCGAUACCACCGGCGCUGGGGAUUGCUUCGCCGGUUUUCUGGUCCACGGAUUGGCAACCUUCGGCCUGCUGGGGGACAACACCAAGACGUCGGCAGCAGGGUCGCCAUCUCCAGCCGACAUGCUGGAUACCACUGCAUGGGCUCCCCUUGCUGGGGCUGCUGCCUCGGGGCCGCGGGAUUUCCACGCCAAGGCCUGGACGGCGGCGUUGAGUCGUGCAGCCCGGGCGUCCACCCUCGCGUGCACUCGCCAUGGCGCGAUGCUUUCCUUCCCGGAUGCGACGGCGGUCGAUCAGCUGGGCGCCGACUCCUGAGGCACACCGCGCCUGCAUGGUGUAUCCCCUGCCGGCCGACAUGCAUCUGCUUGGGUGCAUCUGUGCAAGCACGGCCUCUGAAGUUGCGUGUGCGAUGCAGUCAUCGCCGCGCGCGCGCGAUGGGGAAAGCAUGCGCACAAGUGCGGCCCAUCUCAUACAGCCGAGACCCGCGCGCCGAUGUCCUCUGGACUUCCUUUUUUCUUUCUCCUCCUCCUCCUCCCCCGCACAUGCAACCGCUUGGUGGAAGGCCCCAGGCCCCCGAACACACGGACGUUGGAUUUAUGUUUUU